AUGGAUGCUUAUCCUCACGACUACAUCGUGCACAACCUGCCUUUACUUCUCUUGUCCGGCAUUGCGCACCAUGACCAUAACAGCCCCCCUGCCAACGCCGAGUAUCCUUCUCUUCACGAUAGAGGCACCUCAAUUGACUCAGAUUUCCCGCUGUUGACAGGCCCGCUUGUGGAGAGCUUGCGGGACGCCUUCAUCGACCACGAUGCCUCUGACGCGCCUUGGAGAGCUCCAAUUGACGCUGGACGAUCAAGUGGGAUUCCCCUGAGGAUCAAAGCCGUUGGAAGAUCUCAUCGUCUUCCUCCCCAAAAAGCUGAAUUUCCUUCCGAGGCAGACAUUUCCGCUUCUUCUGUCGUCCCUAUCGUGCAUUCUCCGAUCUCGCCAUUGACACCUGGCUCACCGACUUUCCCCGAUGGGAUUCUUACGCCUUUGUGGAUGCUUAAACAUCAGGACCUGGUUCCAGCAGCCGUAGUCAAUAUCUUUCCCAUCACGGCUGAUCCCAGCAUGAGCACGUUGAGAGACAACCAGCUGAAAAUCGAGCUCAGAGGACUGAGGGAAUCAUGGACUGCCUCUGGUUAUCGGUCUCGGUUUGUCGUGAUCUUGGUGGCUGAAGAUGGCAUCUCUACACAGGAAGUGGAAGACAGAGUUGCCAAUAUUCGCAGGGCUACAAGUUUGGACCCCAGGUCUAUGCAUGUUUUAUACAAUGAUCUAUCAACUGUGGAGGUGAAAGAUUUCGUGCGAUCGUUCUUGUCCUCUCUUCAGCCUUCCCUUGUGGAUUAUUAUCGAGACCUAUCAAAACAUGCUCGACGGAAACGCAACAGAGGAACCAUACCUCCACCGACAGUGCCUCCUACGCGAGGGACAUCACAGACACUGUCAAUGCAAGGUUGGAAUGUACGCUACGAAUUCAAACUAGGCGUAUUUGCCGAGUUUCGCCAGGAAAUGGAGGCUGCUCAGCGUAACUUCGAGGCUGCCUAUGAGACCCUAUUUGGACAAGAGGUUUUUGAGUCAAUCGCUGGAUGGAGUCCGAGAUUCAGCGAUGCUCGACUUUUAGGUGAUAUUCUGGCCAUUCGCAUUAUUCGCUGUCUGCUUUGGACUAGCCAACCCACUGCUGCUGUCCGAUUUUGGCUAAGCCACAAGAAUUAUGUAGAGGACAUUGUCAGUCGCAGGGGCAAAGGAACGAAGAACUAUGGAUGGGAAGCGUGGAAUGCGAGAUGGUCGACUGUCAUGGCUCAACUCAUUUCACGGGUCGAGCUGCCUGCAUUUUCGUCCGAUUUUCUUCAGAAUCCUGCACGGCUAUACGAUUCAAUUUUCCACCCGCCUGAAAAGGGCUUUUCAGGGGAUGAGAGUCUGCUGCCGUGGGAAUUUCUCCAUCACCAAGGCUACUGGCUUGACCGUUCGGCAAGACAUACAGUUAAGCGCCAGGAGCUCGCAGAACAGAUCCCCGAGGAGCACAGAGUCUCCGCGGACAAGUCUCCUGCGUCGCAAGCCGUUGCUCAGUCGCAAUUCUACGACACUUACUUGGCUCCUGAACCAGCCGCGGAAGCCGCAAUCGUCAAUGGCCCUACAUUCGAUCACACCACUUUGAUAAUACAAACGCUAACGGAAGCACUGAAACAUUUUGCCGCGCGGGAUCAGAUAAGGAAAGUGGAAAGUUUAAGUCUAGAAAUCGCACAGUUUCACAUGAAUGCCAAGCAAUGGCAUGAGGCCUACGAUAUCCUGAAACCUCUUUGGCCUCGUCUGACAUGGAGGCAGAGCGGUUGGUGGGACUUAUUGAACGAAUUCGCGUGGAUGAUGAGAGCCUGUGCCCUUGAGCUUGAAGAUAUUGAUGCUUUAGUAUGGAUUCACUGGGAGCUCCUCAGCAAAGGUUCGGCCAUCCCUAGUAUCUGCAAAUGUCUCGAUGGCGUAUCCGUUGACAGUCCUAAACCAACCAUAGUUCUCAAAGCCGAAGAUGUCAUCCCCUGCUUGUCGGCCUCAUUGGUGUUCCAGAAAAGCGAGGGCAAUGUUGGUGAACCGCUACAGCUGCAAUUAGCCAUCGUUUCUCAUGCACAUCAACAUUCUGCGCCAAUAAGGAUAUCCGAAGUCAAAGUUGUCUUUGAGGGAAGCCUACGGCCCAUUAAAAUAUACGCACAAGACAUUGAGGAAGAAACAACCGAGCCCGUGUCUCGAAUUCUUAGCUUGAAAUUACGCGAUUCAACCAAUUCGACUGACUCUUCGACACUUUUAUCGCCAACGGGGCCUAUGGCGUCGAUGAUGGGUCAAGCUGACUUGAAUAUCCGGCCUUCCGAAACAAGAGUGUUCAAUAUGACUGCUAUACCUCGUGAACCUGGUGAAUCACGAGUAGCAUCAAUCACGCUAGCGAUUGAAGAAGAAAAGUUUAAUCUGCUCCAUGUGAUAACAAAGCACGAGCAAGACAUGUCCUUUUGGUGGAGAGAUGGUCCUGGGGGGCCAAACAAGAAGAGAAUAGGCAAAGGACGGAAUACGGCCGCUUGCAAGAUCCUUCCAAAACCCCCGAAUAUCCGCAUUCAACUACCGAAUCUCAAGAAGCACUAUUAUACCAAUGAGCGGGUCAGCCUGGCUGUGGCCAUACAAAACAACGAGGAUGAUGUUGCGGAGGUGACAAUGCAGGUCAGAGUAUUGGGGCAGGCUGACUCGGCACUCAAUGUAUCCUGGUCUGACGACGCUGAUGAGACUACUGAUGUUGGUGGUGUCAGCGUUGAGAACACCGACCACUUGAAGUCUCGAUCGAUCGGAACCCUAGCUCCGGCUGCUACCUCUGAGGUCCCAAUCAUUCUGUCCAACACAACAGAAGCGUUGGAAUACGAUAUCGAAAUAUCACUCCAUUAUUAUUUGAUGUCUGAUCCAGAAACACCAAUUUCCAAAUCGGUCUCGGCUAGGCUGGCUUUCGUGAGACCAUUUGAAGCAAAUUACGAUUUUCUUCCACGAAUACACCCCGCUUCCUGGCCUAAUUUAUUCCAGGUGGACCAAGGCUUGGCCGAUGAUAAAUCCAAUAAACCCGAGGGAUUGCAGCAAAGAUGGAGCGUCAGUCCCAAGAUUGUCUCAUUCGCAUCGGAACCCCUCGUUAUUGAAAAUGUACGCCUAGGCCUUGUGGAUAUUCAGGGCGGGGCAAUAUGUGAAUUUGGCUCGGAAAGUUUGAUCACGCCAGAAACAUCCCAAAUACAACCAGAGGAGCUACGAGCAUCAGAAUUUAUUCUCAAUGUACAGAAAACCAGUCUCGAUGACCGAAGGUCUGUCACGCUCGAACUCUCGCUGAAUGUAGAAUGGCGAAGAUUGUCGUCGUCGUCAUCAUUGGAUCAAGUUGAGGCUACCACAGUAUCAACUCUGGCCAUGCCACGUUUUCUGAUACCUAUGGGUGAGCCUCGAGUUCUCGCGUCCGCAUCACCCUCAAAAGAGGUUCUAGGCUUAGUACAUCUGUAUUAUACCCUUGAGAACCCGUCAAUGCACUCUUUGACUUUCAAUCUUACCAUGGACGCGAGCGAGCAUUUCGCGUUCAGUGGAGCUAAGACGAGAGCCCUUCAGUUGGUUCCUCUUAGCAGGCACACAGUUCAAUAUAACGUAUUCGCUUUUAAGCCUGGCAUGUGGAUCCAGCCGCAUCUUGUUGUGGUUGACACUUACUUCAACAAGACCCUUCGUGUGCUGCCCACAGAGGGGAUGCGAGCGGACAAGAAGGGCGUACUUGUUUGGGUUGAUUCUGAUGCGUGGCAUGACACUGGCCCUGACGAGCCCAUCACCCAGCCCACCAACCGAGGAAAUAAAUUACGAGUGAAUGCCAAAUAUGUUCAAGAAGGUGCCCUGGGAUUUUCAAAUCCCCGCGAAUAUCAUAAACGGAAAGUCGAGCAUGCCGGAUACACACGUUAUAUUUUGCGCCGAAACCCUCCACGCUACGAUUCUGAAGGUGACGAGAUUGAUGAGAACGAAGAUGCGGAUUCUGAGACCGAGGCUGCUGCGGCAGAAGAGAAUCCCUUCUCAGAGAUUGCUCUUGAGCAUAUUCUAUGUCCUCUCAAACAAGCAUCAGAGCUCCCGGAUCACCCCACACUAUCCCAGCCUUACAGGUCGAAUGCACUUCCAACAAUGAUUGAAGCUGUGGACGAAAAGCUGCGAAACGAACGCGCACUUUUGGCGCGCGCGCAUAAUUUGCAUCGACAGUUUCUGGGCGACUCGGUAUGGAUGCCCUGUGGGACUGUGGAAUCGGAAGAAGAUCCUUAUAUAUUUAGACCUCGACCUGCUGGGGUUUCCACUAAAUGGAAAGCUGCCUUGGAGUCGCAAACGAACUCAAAUCAGGCUGAAAAUUACAUUAAUGGCGACAGUAAUGCACAUAUGGAUACGGAACCAGGUACUCGAAACGAGCGCAACUCAGGCGAUGAUAUUGAAAUGACAGAAACUCCAGUGUCUGAGACAGAAAAUGGCCUGGAGACUAAAAAACCCAAAGAAGAGGAUGUUUUUUCAGUCAAAGGUUUACCAAGCCAUGGCGACAUUGAUCUAUCGGCGAGAGAGAAUAAAAAUGGUGAUAUCAAUAAGAAAGAGCAGGGGUCUGACAUUAUGCGAGCGUCUCCGCAAGCGCUAGAUGCUGAAGGCGCCGAUACCGUCAUGGAAGACGUGCCCGCAGAAUCGGGAAGCGUGAGAGAUAACGAAGGCAACUCAUCGCCCGAGCCUCCAAGGCGAAUGACGACUCGAGCGCGAGCAAAUGCAUCUACAUCGAAUGGAAAUGGCGCCAGCGGCAGCUCGCGAUACACAUCUCCUGACGUGACGGCACAGCAGACAUCAUCUGCUCAUCCCAUUUUCCUCGUCUCUGAAAACAUACGACCAGACAAAGAUUUUGGACUUCCCCCCAACGAAGCAGAGGACACCAGGCGACUACUAUGGUCAUAUAUUCAAAAGCAAGAAGAAACCGUCCGCGGUUUCACAUACAUGCUCAACUCAUUACGAAGAGCCGAGCAAUUGAAAGAAGAUGUCUUUGAAUCAUGCAAGACAGAAGGCCACGUUGGUGAACUGAGUGAUGGCGAGGAUUGGUAUGACAGGGAGAAAUGGGGACUCGGCGAAGGGGAAGACCUCAAGAAGGGCGCUGAUGACGAUGAUGUCGAUAACAAUGUUGACGAAGGGCGUACCACGGGGAAGAGAGGACGCAGACGGCAAUAA
Messenger RNA from Talaromyces atroroseus, 5154 nucleotides. RefSeq lists its product as hypothetical. The record is from RefSeq and is a predicted model, not a curated record. The transcript is spliced from 8 exons. NCBI's taxonomy places the organism in Eukaryota, Fungi, Ascomycota, Eurotiomycetes, Eurotiales, Trichocomaceae. Bases 1 to 5154 code for a protein of 1717 amino acids.